This is a messenger RNA of Oryctolagus cuniculus (rabbit), 2686 nucleotides long. The record is from RefSeq and is a predicted model, not a curated record. NCBI's taxonomy places the organism in Eukaryota, Metazoa, Chordata, Mammalia, Lagomorpha, Leporidae.
CGGCCCACCCCGUCCCCAGCCGCCAGCGCCGCAGCGCCCGAGUCUCCGCCGUCGGUGCGAGCCAGGACCCGAGCCCCCUCGGUGCACUGCCGCCCGCUAUGGCCGCCGCGGCCGCCCCCCGCAGCCUCCUUGUUCUCCUGCAGGUGCUGGGUCUCGCCCUAGCUCAGAUCGGUGACAAGGGGCCUCCUGGGAAAGCUGGCCCUCCGGGACCCAAGGGAGAGCCUGGCAAAGCCGGGCCAGACGGAGCGGACGGGAAGCCAGGGAUUGAUGGUUUGACUGGAGCCAAGGGGGAGCCCGGGCCCAUGGGAGCCCCUGGAGUCAAGGGCCAACCUGGGCUCCCCGGCCCUCCGGGCCUGCCGGGCCCUGGUUUCGCUGGACCACCUGGACCGCCUGGACCUGUCGGCCUCCCUGGAGAGAUCGGAAUCCCAGGCCCCAAGGGGGAUCCUGGACCAGAGGGACCCUCAGGGCCCCCAGGACCUCCUGGGAAACCGGGCCGCCCGGGGACCAUCCAGGGCCUGGAGGGCAGCGCAGACUUCCUGUGUCCAACCAACUGUCCUGCGGGAGCGAAAGGGCCCCCUGGGCUACAGGGCGUGAAGGGGCACCCGGGCAAAAGUGGGCUUCUUGGUGAUCCUGGCCGCCAGGGGAAGCCGGGCCCCAAGGGAAAUGUGGGAGCUUCUGGAGAGCCAGGCAUCCCCGGACCCCCGGGUCCGCAGGGCAUCAGAGGCUACCCAGGCAUGGCGGGACCCAAGGGAGAGAUGGGUCCUCAAGGGUACAAAGGCAUGGUGGGCUCCAUCGGCGCUGCAGGGCCACCGGGUGAAGAAGGCCCACGGGGGCCACCAGGCCGAGCUGGGGAGAAGGGAGAUGUGGGCAGCCCAGGUGUUCAAGGACCCCAGGGGAUCACAGGCCCGAAGGGAGCAGCCGGCCCCCCAGGCAUCAACGGCAAGGAUGGAACCCCAGGCAUACCUGGCAUGAAGGGCAGUGCAGGAAAGGCGGGGCGGCCAGGGAGCCCAGGCCACCAGGGCCUCGCAGGUGUUCCAGGCCAGCCCGGGACAAAAGGAGGUCCUGGAGACAAGGGUGAGCCAGGCCAGCAGGGCCUCCCUGGAUUCUCUGGUCCCCCUGGGAAGGAGGGAGAGCCGGGACCUCGAGGGGAAAUUGGUCCCCGUGGCAUCCUGGGGCAGAAGGGUGACCAGGGUGAGAGGGGCCCCGUGGGGCAGCCAGGCCCUCAAGGACGCCAGGGCCCCAAAGGGGAGCAAGGAUCGCCGGGAAUUCCAGGGCCCCAAGGCUUGCCGGGCAUUAAGGGUGAAAAGGGCUCCCCAGGGAAGACCGGGCCCCGCGGCGGAGUGGGCGACCCUGGCGUGGCAGGCCUCCGCGGAGAGAAAGGCGAGAAGGGCGAGUCUGGAGAGCCGGGACCUAAGGGACAGCCAGGAGUCCGCGGAGAACCCGGCUACCCCGGCCCCAGCGGGGAUGCGGGCGCCCCCGGCGAGCAGGGCUACCCCGGGCUCCCCGGACCUCGAGGGAUGGCCGGAGACCGCGGCUUACCAGGACAGCCCGGGAGACAGGGCGUGGCGGGCCGCGACCCCAGUGACCAGCACAUCGUGGACGUGGUGAUGAAGAUGAUGCAAGAGCAACUGGCAGAGGUAGCUGUGAGUGCCAAGCGUGAAGCCCUGGGUGCUGUGGGCAUAAUGGGCCCACCAGGACCCCCGGGGCCCCCUGGGUACCCAGGCAAACAGGGACCCCACGGACACCCUGGCCCUCGGGGCAUUCCUGGCAUCGUGGGAGCCGUGGGUCAGAUUGGCAACACUGGGCCCAAGGGCAAACGAGGAGAGAAGGGCGAUCAAGGAGAAGUGGGACGUGGACAUCCCGGUAUGCCCGGGCCCCCCGGGAUCCCAGGACUCCCUGGCCGCCCUGGCCAGGCCAUCAACGGCAAAGAUGGAGACCGAGGGUCCCCGGGGGCUCCAGGAGAGGCUGGCCGGCCUGGCCUGCCGGGGCCCGUGGGGCUGCCGGGCUUCUGUGAGCCGGCGGCCUGCCUUGGAGCCUCGGCCUACACGUCUGCCCGCCUUGUAGAGCCCGGAUCCAUCAAGGGGCCGUGAGCACGAGGCCAGGACAGAGCCUUCUAAGGGGGAGUGAGGAGGUGCCCUCCGGGUGGACGUGCACCCCAGCCCGCGGCCCAGGAACCUCACUUCCCGGGGACCUUCUGAGUGGGACCCAGGAGUCUUGAAGAAGUGGAAUAUUCUAGAACAUGGGGGGAAGGGAAGGCAUCGGAGUGCACAGAUGAGGCCCAUGGUCAGGGCCAGUGUUGCUGGCGAGUAGAGCUCCCAAGGCAAGUGGUGGGGGGGGCUCUCCUCCCAGAGCCACGCUCCUCCGCUGUUAGCAGAACAAACAUCCCCCAGCCCUGCCCCGAGCUCUGCCAGCCAGCCAGCCAGCCAUUGCAUCCGGGAGCAGGUGGACGGAGCCUCUGCUGCGCCCUGAUCCCGCUGUCACUCUCCGAACAUACUGGGUGACUGCUGGUGAGCGACGGCCCUGAGGGGGCCUUCCUGAGCCAGCGCAUGGGUUCCUUCCUGGCACCCAACUGAGUAUUUAAGCACCCGGCGCCCUUCUCUCUGGCGUUGCCCCCCCCCCCCCCCCCCCGCGAAUUCACUCAGGCUUUUCUGUAAAUAAAAGCCCCCAGCUUGGGCACAAACCAGGA